UGAACGUUUGUUUACAUGUCGACGCGCGAAAGUAUGUCGGACAGCGAAAAUGUGGAGCAAGCUCUAAAUGAGCAUGACAUGAUCACUGAAGCUGUCUUAGCGGAUGCCUAUGAAGAAGAUGGCGAUGACGAGGAUGCGGAACCAAUAACCGCACAAAAAGUGCUGGAAAUCUUGGAAACCGCUUGGACAAAUGAAAUGUGUGCACCAGAAUUAUUACAGCACCAGUCAGAUAUGCUGGAACUGAUGAUGUCGCAGGUGGCACACAUGGAAGAGCAAAUGAAGGAUCUAGACAAGAAUGACUUUCGCUUUGUGGUGCAUCAGAUGGAAUUGGAACGCAUACGUUAUAUCAUGGCCAGCUAUUUGCGCUGUCGUUUGCAAAAAAUCGAGGCCUUCACCCAGCAUAUCAUUAAUCAGGAUGCAACGUAUGAUGUGGCUGACAAGCGACUUUCACCCGAAGAGUCAAAAUAUGCACAGGAGUUCGCGACAAAUGUGGAUGAAUACUUCAAUAAAGUCGCCACACGAUAUAUGCCCAAUCAGCAGCGUGGAGAGGCUGAGCAACGAGUUGUGGCCCCAAAUCUUAUGAGUCAUGUAUUUCUAAAGGCCAAUGUGGCAGUGUCCGGUGUUAUAGUCGGCGUCGAUGAUGAGGAGGUGGAUCUUACGCCAGGGUCACAGCACAUUAUACCCUAUCAACUGGUGUCAGAUCUAAUACAGAGAAAUCAAGCGAAACUUAUAUAAAUUUCCUAAAAAA
Molecule: messenger RNA, 748 nt
Organism: Drosophila hydei
Lineage: Eukaryota; Metazoa; Arthropoda; Insecta; Diptera; Drosophilidae
Gene: Sld5
Product: DNA replication complex GINS protein SLD5
Exons: 3
Coding region: 16-735 (239 amino acids)
Biological process (GO): double-strand break repair via break-induced replication; DNA-templated DNA replication
Cellular component (GO): GINS complex
Source: RefSeq, a predicted model, not a curated record